AAUCAUUCAAGAGCAAGGCAGCACAAGCCGCCCGCCGUCGGUACACACCGGCCACCGUCGCGUAGCUUCACGUGCAUCGUUUGGCUGGCGUGGCGUUGCUGUCGCGCUCCAAAGCAACCACCGCACCCUCCAGAUCGCAUCAAUACAAAACCGCGCGGGGCACACUAGCUUGCUGCCUGCCGCAUGCACUGCCUGCCACCACAGAAUAAUGGAGCGGCAGACUCGAUUCGUCCUGCUCGUCUUCGCCAUCGGGGCUCUCCUCGCCAGCUCCGCCGCCGCGGACUUGUCGGCGGCUGCUGGUUCCCUGCACGCGCUGCCGCUGCGGCGCGUGGAGGACGACGACGCAAGCAGCUUCGUGGAGGAGGCGGCGUACCCGCCGAGGAGGGCGCUGUACGGGGGCGGGUCCAUCAGCUACGGGGCGCUCACCGCGAACAAGGCCGUCUGCUACGGCUCGUGCGCCGCUCGUGGGCAGGCGUAUACCCGCGGCUGCCUGGCCAUCUACGGGUGCCGAGGUGGCCGUUAAUUAACCAGAAGCAGCGCGUAGCUAGCAGUCGAUGUCUGUUAAUUACAUGUCUGUUUCUUGUGCUGCUUCUCGUUUUUCUUCUAAUCCCCUUCUCUUGCUUCAAACAAGCCAAGAUCCGAUCCAUAUAUACAUGUUGUCGCUCCCAGGUUCUGCAUUGUAAUUUUCCACCAUAAUAAAUAUUGUAUUUUC
Molecule: messenger RNA, 712 nt
Organism: Zea mays
Lineage: Eukaryota; Viridiplantae; Streptophyta; Magnoliopsida; Poales; Poaceae
Exons: 1
Coding region: 209-523 (104 amino acids)
Source: RefSeq, marked validated